ACAAAUGAUACAAAUUCAAAUUACCGGAACUUUCUUAUGAAACGAGGACAACCCGGACAGCUUUCUGAGACGGACUCGAACAAACGCAAAGUCGACGCUGGAGGGAGUUUUGAGCGGCGCAUGGAGGCAGAGUGCUCGGCCAAACACCUCAGAGGCUGACUUAUUUCUUGCUUUAUCGUUGGAAUAUACCUUUUAGCCAUCAUGGAAGCGGACGGCGACAUAAUAACGACGCCGCGAGGUUUUCACUGCACUCUGUGCAAGGUCAAUUUACCAAACCUGCCAAGCUUGGAGCAGCAUGUCAAAGGGCGGAAACACAACACACUGAGCACUGUGCGCAUUACCAGGAAGACCCAGGAGCAGCACAGUGUGUUUGUCAGUGGCCUCAAGCCUAACAUCUCUCAGUCUGAUUUAGCUGAGUACUUCCAGCAGUAUGGUCAAGUCUCAGAUGUUAUCAUGGAUAAAGACAAGGGUGUGUACGCCAUCGUGCAGUUCACUGAGACUGACAGCGUUCAGGCGACCCUGUCCUGUGUGGAGCAUCUGAUGAGAGGCUUAAAGCUGCGAGUCAAACCCAGAGAUAAGAAGGACUUCAAGUUGGUUCCUAAGAAGAAGGACAACCAGAACCUGCAGCAAGCUUUCGACCGGCUCAAACCACAGCUGUGUCAGUUGGUGUCUGUGGAUGCACAGAUGCAGUACGUCGUGGAGCGAUUUCAGCUUGGAGAAAAUGAGAAGAAGGCCCGAGGCUUGCUGGUUCAACUCCUGCAGGAGGUUUUUGUGGAGUUUUUUCCAGACAGCCAGAUUCAGCCAUUUGGUUCAUCUGUCAACACUUUCGGCGUCCACUCCUGUGAUUUAGACCUGUUCCUGGACCUUGAAAACACCAAGGUUUUCCAGGCGCAUGCCAAGUCUACCACAGAACAGGCACGGGAGGGCACGUCAGACGAUGGCCGCUCCGAGGACUCCAUCCUGUCUGACAUCGACCUGUCCACUGCCUCUCCAGCCGAGGUCCUGGACCUCGUAGCAGCCAUCCUUAGACGAUGUGUCCCCAGCGUCCACAAAGUCCACGUGGUCAGCAGUGCUCGCCUGCCCGUAGUCAAGUUCCACCACCGCGAGCUUAACCUGCAGGGGGACAUCACCAUCAACAACAGACUGGCAGUGAGGAACACCCGCUUCCUCCAGCUGUGUUCAGGGGUGGAGGACAGACUGAGGCCUCUGGCGUACACAAUCCGCCACUGGGCCAAGCAGAAGCAGCUGGCUGGUAAUCCCAGUGGUGCCGGCUCCCUACUCAACAACUACGCUUUAACGCUGCUCAUCGUCUUCUACCUGCAAAACUGUGAUCCUCCUGUCCUCCGCACAGUGGACCAGCUCAAAGACAUGGCCUGUGAGGAGGAGGAGUGUGUGAUUGAGGGAUGGGACUGCACCUUCCCUAGUCAGCCUAUUGCUGUGCCCCCCAGCAGGAAUAAACAGGACCUCUGCACCCUGCUCUUCGGCUUCUUCUCCUUCUAUGCUAAGUUUGAUUUUGCCAGUAGCGUCAUAUCUGUGAGGAAGGGGCGUGCACUCCCAAUUACUGAUUUCCUCAGCCAGAAUAAAGAUGAGGAGGCCAUGCAAGAGGAAAAACCCACCAAGACCCAACUUCAUGGUCCCAAACUGGGCCCCCUAAAUCUCUUAGACCCCUUUGAGCUCUCCCACAAUGUCGCUGGAAACCUGAAUGAACGCUCCCACCGCAGCUUCCAGAGGGAGUGCCAGGAGGCCGACAAGUACUGCCGCAGCCUGCAGUACCAGCGCAAAUCCUCCAAGGGGAAAUCAUGGGGGCUGGUGCGCUUAUUCGCCCCCCAUGGAGAGGUCCCAAAGGCCAAAACUGAGCAGCUCACAAUCAGCAUCCCUUUCAAAUCAGCGUCGCUCCCUGAAGUGCUGCGUAAUCAGCUGCACGCGGCAGGAGACGGUUUCCGUCUGAUGUGGUUUCAAAAGGUUUGCUGUGCUGUGGAGGAAGUCUUCCAAAGAGUUCUUGGGUGUCACUUUGCUCCCUCCGCAGUCGAGGACUCUGCUUUUGAUGCAUCCGCGGACAUGGAGACUACCUCCUCGUCCCUCAACACAUCAAUUAAUGACAGCUGUGACAGUGUUGAAUCUCACAACGAACCCAGCCCUGUGGGCAGAGCUGCCGUCGGCGCCAAGAGGCAGCUAUCGUCUGGUAGUGAUGCUUCCGUGUCGCCUCAAGGCAAAAAGCCAAGACUGGCGAAAAGAGGCAGGCCCGAAUUCCCUCACUGGAUCUGUGUGCAAAAGCACAUGGUGUGGGCUGGCAGGAGGAAAGUGAGAAGAGAGCUGAUCAAAGAUACAGACUCGAGGCCAGAAGGCAGCUGCAUGGAGCUGGAGUCACAGGUCACAGCGCACAUCAUAGAAAAGGAGCCAGAGCUCAAGGAGCCCCUGGAGUUCAAGGUCCAGUCCGAGAUGAUCGGAGGCACAGAAAGCACAAAGGCACUGCUCAAGCUGGAGCCAACCAGCGAUGCGGCAGGAGUUUUUCAUGACUUCUUUCAUUUCCUGGAAGCCUUCUUACCCAAGAUGGUAGAGACACUGCUUGAGAAAGAACAUUAAAAUGGAGCCUGUUUCAGGUCAUGUCCCUUAUUUUGAGUUUUCUUUGUUCUCUUUAAAAGAUGCCAUUACUGCUACUUGUAGUAACCCCUUAGAGUGGGACAUGAAAGAGCAUUACCGUUGCUUUAUGUUGACCAGGCAUCGAUUAUAUUUGUAAAUGUAAGCUAUGUCAAGUUUGUAAUGGUUUCAUCUAAAUUUGUACUUUUUUUUGUUUGUUCAGAAUAAGAUUUCCUGAUUAAGCCCUACUUUUGUGUUUAGGACUCAGCUUGGUAAUACAUUUCUGUUUAAAAUCAUUAAAUGAUUGAAGUUUAAAGGUGCUGUACAUGAGAUUCAGAACAAAACUCUAGGCAUGGACAUAAGAGCACAAGCCAGGUGGCUGAGCAGUGCUAGCUAUGCUAGCAGCGCUAAAAGGACUAACAACAGCAACAAAGCUGACGGUGCCAAUGGGGUUUAAAUUGCACUCACAGGGUUAACCUAGGUGAUAAUGCUGUGUCACCACUGUGGGACGUGAUUGACAGCAGUGCUAACAGUGGGCCCUUCUGACAGAGCUAAAGUUUAAUUCACGCUACACCACUUUAGCCCUGUUUUUCCCUUGGCUGACAGUUUUUGGAGCGCCCAACAAAAGCCCUAGAUGAGGGGCAAACUGGUGUUCACUCAACAAAAACUCAAGCCAAUGUGAUAUCUGGUGGGAUAUCUAGUAGGCUCAAUAUCUCAAGCUGUCAAUGAGCUACAGUCAGUGAAGUGGUGUAUGUGUGUGUUUGAGAGAUAAAAAAGAGAGACUGUGGAAAAUGGGCUAUUGAACACAAUGUUUAUGUGAGUAAUUCAGUUUUCCAGGCAGCUGUUUUAUCAUGUUUUGACCCGUCCACCCCAAGCACAGUGAAGUUUUUUACUAAGCUCGAACCACAGACUGUAUCGUGCUUGAAACUUCCCCGACCCACGAGUCAGCCCAGCCAAUCACCAUAAAUACUCGCCUGCAAUUUCUCCUGGAAGAUCUUGGUAGUGUUCGGCCCUCCUGUCACCAAGCGAUCAUGCACUGUCUGUGAAAACCACGAUGUCUUCAAAACUGCAGAUUACAAGACAGCUAGUUGUGUAGUGUGAACAGUGCAGCGAUCUGAUGACUCUGAAAAUCGUGUAGUGUGAAGUUGACCGUGUUAAUGAGGGUUCUAUCACACUCAAAUAUUUGUUUACUGCUAUAUUAAUGCUCUGUACAAAACCUUUAAAAGGGAGACUUCAGUAGCAGGCAUUUACACAGCAUCAACUAAUAAAAAACUGCCUCAUUCUGUACUCAGUAGUUGUGAAUAUUCAGGACUGUAAGUACAUUUAUUUUGCCUUCACGCUCCAUCUCUACAACAGCCAUUUUUUCAUAAAGAACCAGUAAUUUGGUUGGUUUCAGCUUUGCUCCAACAUUGCUGCCAGAAAGCAGCCAUUGAGUGGCGCUUCUAUCCAGUCAGGUCUUUGCUCAUAUGCCUGAGACAGAUGAGAGUAAUUACUCAGGCAGGCAGACUGCUUUAUUACAGCAGGACAAGCAGGAGCUGUGGGAUGCACAGAGCUCCCAUGUGCUGAUUAACAUCAUUCAUCUCAUUUUUAAAGGGAAA
This is a messenger RNA of Centropristis striata (black sea bass), 4175 nucleotides long. It is a transcript of the gene tut1, whose product is annotated as terminal uridylyl transferase 1, U6 snRNA-specific. Gene Ontology annotation, molecular function: poly(A) RNA polymerase activity; RNA binding. The record is from RefSeq and is a predicted model, not a curated record. NCBI's taxonomy places the organism in Eukaryota, Metazoa, Chordata, Actinopteri, Perciformes, Serranidae. The transcript is spliced from 10 exons. Gene Ontology annotation, cellular component: mitochondrion. Bases 202 to 2583 code for a protein of 793 amino acids.